AUCUCUUGACUUGAGUAACGAGCGCCGUAAAGAGUGGAGCUUUGUUUUGGUUUCAUCGAUAAUGUUUGAAUUUCCACUGAUAGCAAAGUAUUUAUGUUUUCAAUGACAGAGUAAGAGGAGCAGGGAGGGUCUGUUUUGAAAAUCACAGCGGUAAAAGCUCAUUUACUGUCUCGUGAACGAUCCGUGUGGCGCUGGCGUUUGGUUCCAUGGUAACUUUGUUUAGUGGAGAUACCACACCAUGUAAUGACGAACUCAGAAUGCUGCUGGAUGGUGUGGUGAGGAUUUCCUCUUUUCUAUUAAAGUGAGACGUAAGUAACUCAGUCUCUCAGACGUACGGGUGCAGCUAUAAUCUGGUGCCAGGGAGCUGAGGUACAACCAGACGUAAACACAGGAACAUCCUCUGCUCUGCUCUGCAUCCUCUCCUGUGUGUAUGAGCCACAGAAAUGAAAUCCAGUGGAGCUCUGUUCACAAGGCAGAAUCCCUUCCCACCAGCAUCCAGAGAGGGGAAGGUCCACUACCACCCAUCCUGCAAACAGUCCCUGUCAAAAGAGAAGAAAAAGACAACAUUGAGUCCUGUACGUUUAACCCGGCUAUCCAGUCUACAAAUUCACGCCCCUAGCCAAGUGAACCAAAAAACAUCUGACAAAUACAAUCACCGUUUGGGUGGCGAAGAUAGGCAACCUGUCUUUUCAGAAUCCUGGCCCUCAACCGACUGUGGGUCAUCUCCUGCUAGCACUGCAGCCCCAUCUGACAUGGAGACACUCAAACACACUGCAAGAGCAGGGACAUCCAAAGUUUCCUCUGAGCUCGGAGUUCAGCAGGAGUCAGUGCUGGCAAAAUAUGUAGACCGUUUUCGCAAUGGUCGGCCACAGAGCCGAGAGGAGCGCCAGCAGGAGCAGCUGCCUUUCUGGUGGAUGUCGCCCUCAUCUUCACCUCCCAGUUCAACACCAACCAAAAGAGCAGAAAAAGAUCAGGUCAGCCAGCCUCUGAGAGAUGACAAUGUGUCUGACAUUUUCAGUCCAGUUGGACAGCGCCAUCAUAUCAGAUCCUCUUCUCCAUGCAAAGGUUCUCUUAGUGUUUUGUCAGACACUUCCCAGGGUGAAUUUGAUGAUACAGAGAUAUUUCACCUUCAGGAGAGGGCCAGCAGACUCCUGCUGAGAAGGGAAUGCACUCUGAGUGAUGGAUCUGUCCCUGUCAGCUCAGAGGGCCUCGGCUGCUCAAAUUUCUCUUCUCCGGUCAGCGUAGAUGAGCCAGUGCGAAGAUCUUUGAUUCCGGGUUUAAUAACAUCUACUACUGCAAAGAUCAGCUCACACUCAAAUCAAGCUGUGACCUCCCAGAAAUCUAUCAUUCCCUCUUUGGGGCCCCCCACACGCCCUGAAGAGGACAUCUUGUUCCAGUGGCGUUUAAGGAGAAAGAUGGAGCAGGCCAGGGAGUGGCCUCAGUCCCUGCAGCCCUCCAGUCGUCAUGGUACCUCAGUUAGCUGGCUGGCUUCCAGUUUACGCCAUCCCUCAGCUGGUGAACAGGCGUACGAGCAUUCUCAACAUCCUAAAUUUUCUCAGAAAGAUUUGCAUCCUCUCAUUACUGCUCCCCUGCCAGAAGCCAAAGAAGCCGUCACAUCGUUACCCACAGCUUCAGGUCCACAUGCCUCCCCUGCGUUUGUUGUCUCUGGGUCUCAACACCAGGCUGUUGCCCAUGUACCUGCCCACAUGCAUCUACUCUGCGAUAUCUUGCCCUGUCCCAUUCGACCAUCUCAUGCUGGUGCACAACAAACCAUUUCACAGAGGACAGAUGAAUUGCAGAUCAAAGUUGUCAGUAAAAAGACCCAAGUCCCUGAUAACCCAACAGAUAACUUCACUGAGGAGCCUAUUCAUGAACAUACAUCAUCCUUAAAUGCUUUAUCUGGAGAUGUUGAAGAAGAGUUGCCUCUUCACAAUAAAACUUCUGAGACUUACAAGAAAGCUCAGAAAAAAGAGUCAGAGAAGAGGACAGCAGCGACCAUCAGAAAGCAAAAGAAAUCAACAAGAUAUGCUGUGGCCAAGGAACAUGCUGAUGUCCCGAGCUCUUUAAAGAGGAGUUCUUCACAACACAGACUUCCCAAAAAGGUAAUGCCUUUGGUAGAGCUGCAGCAACAGGAGCGAAGCCAGAGGUUUUUUUCCACUGAGAGCUGCGCUGGCGAACAUGCAACUCCACCUUCUCCAGUCCGCAGGGCCUUGGGAAAGGUAGUUUCAGAGGUACUCUUUCCCACAAUGGAUUCAUCAACUGCUCGAGGGUCCCCCGACUCUCCUGCUUCUCCUCCUUUCACCUCUUCUGCACCUCCAGGAUCCACAGUUCCUCUGUGCAACACGCAGAACUCUGUGGAGGUCAUUUCACAGCUGCUGCAAGAAGCUGAAGAUUCAGAUGAAAAGGAGUUUGAAGAUGACACUUUAUUACAAGUCCUUCGGAAACAAAGAAAAUGGGUGAAAGAGCAGAUCAGUGAAGUGGAAUCUAUGUUGACUGAAUUCCCGGACGAGCAUCAAGUUACAUCAACAUCAUCCAGAGGCACAUGACACAAUCACUUUUUUUUAUU
Molecule: messenger RNA, 2566 nt
Organism: Paralichthys olivaceus (Japanese flounder)
Lineage: Eukaryota; Metazoa; Chordata; Actinopteri; Pleuronectiformes; Paralichthyidae
Gene: proser3
Product: proline and serine rich 3
Source: RefSeq, a predicted model, not a curated record